Messenger RNA from Conger conger (European conger), 4248 nucleotides. It is a transcript of the gene plekha2, whose product is annotated as pleckstrin homology domain containing A2. Gene Ontology annotation, cellular component: cytoplasm; membrane. The record is from RefSeq and is a predicted model, not a curated record. Gene Ontology annotation, molecular function: PDZ domain binding. The transcript has 12 exons. Lineage: Eukaryota; Metazoa; Chordata; Actinopteri; Anguilliformes; Congridae. Bases 237 to 1484 code for a protein of 415 amino acids.
AUCGCUUUUACCCGGAAAAAACUCUGCCUGAGCGGUCACACACAACACAAAUGCAUGCACAACAUGUGAGAUAGGUGCAACACGUCGUUUUUUGUUUUCCAGAAACAUGGGACGCUAACUUAUUUCGCUGUUUAUAUAGCCUGCAUUUGGAGUCAUUUAAACUGCUACGUUUGGACAACGCCUUCCCAGAGCAUAGCCUACAUUUGUAUUCGGGGUAAUGUGAGAGAGCUCCAGGAAUGCCUUAUGUCGAUCGUCAAAAUCGUAUCUGUGGCUUCUUGGACAUUGAGGAAAAUGAGAACAGUAACAAGUUCCAAAGGAGGUACUUCAUCCUGGACACUCAGAGCAACUUCCUGUUGUGGUACAUGGACAACCCGCAGAAUUUACCCAGUGGAGCAGACUCGGUGGGGAGUCUACAGCUUACAUACAUCUCAAAGGUCGGCGAGGCCACGGUCAAACAGAAACCCAAGGCUGAAUUCUGCUUCGUUAUCAAUGCCUUAUCUCGACGGUAUUUCCUCCAAGCCAACGAUUCUGUUGAUCUGAAGGAGUGGGUGAUUGCCUUGAAUAAUGCCACCAAGAUCACAGUUCCGAAAGUAAGCAACGUCCAGCAGAACACCGAAAUCACCAAGGUGACAUCGGAAGCCCCGGGGAAGAAGCAGCAGGCCUACAAGACUGAGAUUAUUGGGGGGGUGGUUGUACACACCCCUAUUCACCAGAAUGAUGGGGAGGAGAUGGAGGUGGCAGAGCCUGGCUCUCACGCUGGUAUCCGGAGACAGCCCAGUACCUCAGUGGGCAUUCGGCCAGGCGUGGCACGCUGUGGUUACUGCGUCAAACAGGGAAACGUGAGGAAAAACUGGAAGAGGCGGUUCUUCACUCUCGAUGACAAUUCCGUCAGUUACUACAAAUGUGAAACGGACAAGGAGCCUCUUAGAGCCAUCUUGCUCAAAGACAUACAGAAGGUCCAUGAAUGCCUGGUCAAAUCGGGGGACUUACUAAUGAGGGACAACCUGUUUGAGAUCAUCACCAGCUCUCGAGUCUUCUACAUACAGACCGACACUCCAGGCGAUAUGCAGGGCUGGAUCAAGGCCAUCUCCGGGAAAGUUCAGGUUCUCCGGGGCCCGAUGAAGGACUCCGCGUUCGUGCGCUCCUCCUCCCUGUAUCGCUACGGCAACAGGCAGUCGGCCUCUGAGGCGCGAGGUCGGCAGGCGGGCGCCGAGCAGAGGAAGACCCUGCUGGCCAAGUCGUGCUCCGUCGCCCCGUCGUGGCAGCCGUGGACCCCGGUGCCCGCCGCCGGGGCGGGGCUGCAGGAGCUGGAGGAGGGCGGGGAGGGCCAGUUCAGCUCCUUGCCCAGCCUGACCGGCGGUGCGGAGGAGGCGGGGGACGGGGGCGCUGGCCGCAGGCGUCACCGGUCCCAACCGCAGCCGCCCAGCGACAAGAUCUUCCCGUUCAACAUGGACGACGACGGCAUCCGCACCACCGACGUGUAGACGGGUUUGAGCUGGAAAACCCCCAGCGUUCCCACUGCAGAAUUCCCGCUGCAGAAUUCCCACUGCAGAAUUCCCUCUGCGCUGCUGUCACUCUGGCAUCAGCUUCCUGUUGUGCCAUUCCCACUGAACGUGACCACACCAUAAGCAGAGGCUUACUGGCUAAGCUCUGCAGGGUUCCAGCUUUUGAGCAUAUUCACUCCCUUGUGGCGAGUUGUAGUACUGCAGACCUGCUCGAUGAAGCGAUUGGGCCUAGCUAGCUUUGGGAGAGCAGUGUCAGCUAUAGCGAUAGUUCUCUGUGUGGGGUUUUUUGAAAUUAUUUCAAUUUUAGUGUAUGUGUUUGAUUGGCUUAGAUUGGCGCGGACGGUUUUUGUGCAAUGAAGGAUAUUUCCAGCACAUAUAAAAAGAGCAGCUGACAUUAACAGUGGUGGAUAUGGGAGCAUUCGGCGAGAAAAAUGUCACUCCAAAAAGCUUGUACAGCAAUGUUACAGACAUUGUACCUAUGAAUAUUUGAUUUUUAGCGUGUAUACACAAUUAUGAAUGUAAAUAUCAAUUUUUUAAGUCGUACUGGUACUUGUUUCCCCCUCAAGUGGCAAAAGUUAUUUGCUCCCAAGCAGUCACAUAUGUUGCUUUUGGAAGCUGUGCCACAGUUUCCUUCACUGUAGUGAUCUCAGGAUGCAUGUGCCAAUCUAAAAUCAUUUUUAAGAAAGUCCAGAAUUAUCAGGUAGCAUGCACACGUAAAAUGUCUGGAGGCAUAACUCCGCUGUACAAACUGUCUUGGAGUUAUGUGAAGUGUUUUUUCUUUCUUCAGACUAUGAACCAUUUAAGCCCCCAUACCAGUUAUUGUAAACCAGCUGGUCAUCAGAAACAUCAGUAAAUAUAUAAAAUAUCCUUCAAAGCACACUCAAACUGCCUGGACCAAAACAAUACACUAUAACUGAAAUACUGUUUUAAAACUCCAGAAAGUGCUUUAAAAUUGAAAUAUUUCAGGUAUACCACUAACUUUUAACAAAGGUGGUUGUAAUGGUACUUAAAUGAAGGAUGGGUAUAGGAGAAUGUAUUUGCUGUGCUAGACUGACUCAGAAAAAACACAUUAUUUACCCAGCACCAUCCCCAGUCUAUGAAAGAGCAUUCUUUAUUUUACUCCGAUCUUCUGAGAAGAGCUAUUUUAUCUUGUACUUUAGUGUAGCUAGUUUUUUUAAGAUGCUGUUUCUGCCAAACCUUUCCAUAGAUAAUCCUGCUUUUGAACACUUAGUGGACAGUCAUGUUGGACCUUGGGAUGGUAAAUACAAUUUUAAACAUUUUUUUAUAUAUCGCUACACCCCGAUUGUGAAUUGCCAUCGUAUAGAAACAUGAACUUGAAGGAGGAUGCAUAUGUCAAUCCCCCCCCCCACCCCCACUGUAAACACUGUAACAAACAAACAUUUCUGAAGUUAAAUAGGCAUGCCUGAGCAAAACAACAGGUUAGAUCCUUGCUGUGUUUAGUGUUUUUUUGUUUUUUACUUUUUGAACUUGCUGUCCAAAUAUGCGAAACAACAUGAUUAUGAUGUUCACUGCCUGUAACAAGCCAUGUUGAUAAUGUACAUUAUUGUUUCAGGAAACGCUCAUCCUCAAUACAUUUUUGCUUUUUAUUGUUUGACAUGGAAAGAUUGACCUUUUUCACUCAUUUUCUUUAUGUGGGUUAUCAAUUAUAUAAUGUCACAUAUAAUUAUCAUUUAAAAGCAGUUACAGUUUGGAAAUUACUUUUUUUAUUUUAGCUGAAUUUCAUGUAUUCUACAGCAGUGUUUGCAUAUCAUGCUGGCUUUACCACAGGGAUAACCAAGUCCAGAUGGAUAUUCUGCACAUUAUGUAAAUCUUUAGUUGGCUGCAUUUUCUCACAAAGCAUUAUAAAUCAUGUCAGAAAAAUUGAAUUUAGGAAAUUUUACGGUCCACUGCCCAUAAAAAAUAUAUAUAUAUUUGUGAGCACAGCAAGCACAGGACCAAAGAUCAUCUUCCCUAAUAUCCAGGAAAAUGACUACCAUAUACCAUAAAAUACCAUAUACCAUCAAUUGAAAACAUGAUUUAUCAUGAAAAUUAAAAGAAAAAGCCCCCUUAUUUACCUAUAUCUCUUCAUAAUCUGUCGAGGAAGAUCCAAGCUCAAGAGGUAAUGUUCAACAGUAGCAUUUUUUGAAAGAUAAUAUAUUUAUUAAAUUGGAGAAAUGUAUUUAAAAUUGUGAGUUUUUAUGAAUUCUUUAAUUGACCUGAAUUAACCGGAUGAAGUAAAGCAAAUGAGUGAUUUCAAUAUAAAUAAUAUUUUUAUGCAGUUUGCAGGGCAUAUCACCCGCAAACAAAAAAGUGUAUGAAUUGCAUUUCUUCCACGGAGUCAAGUUCCAGGAAUUUUUCAUUUUCAUAAUCGGCUUCACCCAGUUGAGGUUGUAAGCACAACUCUUAUCAUGUUUGAAUAUUGUCUUAUUUAGAAUGUUCUGAUACAGAAACAUCAGUCAUUUUUUCCUGAGCAGUCAAACUCACAAGCUUUUAAAUGUAGAAAAAUUACAACUAUUCAAUAAUGCAAUAAAUGCAAUGUUUGAGUGAACUCUAUCAAGGAUACAAACUGAUUAUUUUACUUUGUGGUACCUCUUGAAUGUAUCUGGUGAUAACCUUGAAUUAUGAUGCCAUUUUGUGCAAAGCCAUAUUUGACAACUAUAUUUGCAUGGCAUUAUGUCCUAUACUGAAAAUAAUAUUCAAACAUUCAGCAAUGUGAAAUAAUAAAGAUGUGUUUGUUCUUAAA